AUGGACGCUCAUAAAACCAUCGUCGCUGGCGUCGCGGACCGAGUUAAGCACUUUCACGCCCGCCAGGAACCGUUCCGUCUAUACCAUGGCUCAACUAACAGCACACGGCACUCAAACCGGCGAGUGGACAACACCGUCGACACAAGCAAGCUCAACCAUGUCAUUGAAGUGAACAAAGAUUCCAAGACGGUCAUUGUUGAACCAAAUGUCUCAAUGGAAGUCCUCGUUGAUGCGACGCUACCGCUGGGGCUUGUUCCGCUGGUCGUUAUGGAGUUCCCGGCUAUUACCGUUGGAGGUGGCUUUUCGGGGACGUCGGGAGAGAGCAGUUCUUUUCGGUACGGGGCUUUCGACGCGACCGUCAAUUGGAUUGAGAUUGUUCUAGCCGAUGGAAGUGUUACGCGUGCUUCCAAGACGGAGCAGCCGGAUCUUUUCUGGGGUGCUGCUUCGGCGUUCGGAACACUCGGUGUGGUUACGUUGUUGGAAGUUCAAUUGAAGGAGGCCAAGGAGUAUGUUGAGCUCAAGUACCGACUCGCGAGGGGGCCAUCUGAGUCUGUCAAGAUUAUCAAGGAGGAGUGUAAGAGGUGGGAGAAUGAUUAUGUUGAUGGGAUUGCCUACUCCAAGGAUACGACUGUUGUAUGUGCAGGACGAAUGGUGGAUGAGAUACCAAUCAGCGCUACGCCAAGGCAACUGAACCGACGGAAGGACAAGUGGUUCUAUCUUCAUGUUGAAAAGGUUCGAGAUGGGCUACGCAUGGGAUCUGUCACCUGCGUCGCCGACUACAUCCCAUUGAAGGAUUAUCUAUUCCGAUACGACAGAGGUGGUUUCUGGGUCGCUAAAUACGCCUUUGACUACUUUCUCGCACCUUUUAACCGGCUGACUCGAUAUAUCCUGGACCCUCUACUCCGAGCUCGCGUCAUGUACUCUGCUGGCCACAAAAGUAACCUGUUUGACUAUUACAUGGUUCAAGAUGUCGGAGUGCCUUACAACAGCGUACCAGAGUUUCAGAACUGGCUGGACAAGCAAUUCAGAAUCUAUCCCCUCUGGAUAUGUCCAUUACGAGUACGACGAGAAGACCCAGACUCAGGGUAUGGUCUACACGCAGAAUUUGCAAAACCUGGAACCGUGGAACUUAUGAACUUUGGAAUAUGGGGUCCUCUGCAAGGAAACCGACGAGACGCAAUUCGGCAUAAUCGAGCACUAGAGCAAAAGGUUCAAGACUGCGGAGGAAAGAAAUGGCUAUACGCCCAAGCAUACUACACAGAAGACGAAUUCUGGUCGCAUUACAACAAAGAAGCGUACGAUGCGCUAAGAGCAAAGUACGGAGCGUCGUAUCUACCGAAUGUCUACGACAAAGUCAAAGUAGAUAUCGAAGGGGACGAGAAACUGAUGAAGUCAACGGCACGAACAGGAUGGCCGAUAAGAGGACUGAGAGGAGUGUACAAAGCGGUGUUUGGGGGAGAUUAUCUGCUACAGAAGAAGAAAGACGAACCGUCAGAGCAGAAGUAA
Messenger RNA from Fusarium subglutinans, 1506 nucleotides. Its product is annotated as 24-dehydrocholesterol reductase precursor. Lineage: Eukaryota; Fungi; Ascomycota; Sordariomycetes; Hypocreales; Nectriaceae. The record is from RefSeq and is a predicted model, not a curated record. The transcript has a single exon. Gene Ontology annotation, biological process: steroid metabolic process. Gene Ontology annotation, cellular component: membrane; cytoplasm. Bases 1 to 1506 code for a protein of 501 amino acids. Gene Ontology annotation, molecular function: FAD binding; Delta24(24-1) sterol reductase activity.